Messenger RNA from Paramisgurnus dabryanus, 2119 nucleotides. It is a transcript of the gene syngr3b, whose product is annotated as synaptogyrin 3b. NCBI's taxonomy places the organism in Eukaryota, Metazoa, Chordata, Actinopteri, Cypriniformes, Cobitidae. The record is from RefSeq and is a predicted model, not a curated record. Gene Ontology annotation, cellular component: neuromuscular junction; synaptic vesicle membrane.
CCUGAGCUCAGUUGGUGGCAGUCCGCAAUCGGCGCCUGCUUGUGAUGGGUGUGCAAGGCAGUCUCUCGUGAGCGCGCCUACCUUCCCUGUUCCGCAGAAUCGCGGCAGCGCGCUACACGGCCGUCAGGAUGGAUGAAGUGGGCUCGUUCGGAGCCGGGCGAGCCGGUUCGGCCUUCGACCUCAUCGCAUUUGUCAAACGGCCCCAGACUAUCCUAAGAGUUCUAGCAUGGAUCUUCUCCAUGGUGGUCUUUGCAUCUAUAAUAAACGAAGGCUAUGUGAAUAUGGGCAGCGAGCGACUGCACUGUGUCUUUAAUAAGAACACAGACGCCUGUAACUAUGGCAUCACAAUAGGAAUCGUGGCUUUCAUAGCCAGUGUCUUAUUACUGGCCUUGGAUGUCUAUUUCCCCCAAAUCAGCAGUGUUAAAGACAGAAAGAGAGCAGUGCUGUUGGAGGUGGUCUUUUCAGGAUUCUGGACAUUCCUGUGGUUUGUGGGAUUUUGCUUUCUGGCCAAUCAGUGGAGCCAUACGUCCCCUAAAGAGUUGCCACUGGAGCAAGCGACAGACGCAGCGCGAGCAGCUAUUGCCUUCUCUUUCUUCUCUAUUCUUACCUGGGCCGGCCUCACGGUGUGCGCCAUUCAGAGGUUCCUGCUCGGUACUGACAUGACCCUGUUUACCAUCGAGCCUGUGGCCAGCCAGCCUCCUAAACAGCCGUACCCCUCCAAUGACGUGAUUGGCCAGACGACUAUCCCCGUCAACGCCUACCAGAGUCCACCGCUCAUCGAAACCAUGGAGACCCGCCCUCCUGAUUACAAGAUCCCACCCGCGUUUUAAUCCACAGCCAAUCAGAAGGCAAAGAAUAUACAGCAGGCACGCUGAGGGACAUAGACUGCUGUUUAUGUUAGCUAAACGUAUUGUGACGUACCACAUUUUAGCAAUGGGGUGGAGAUGCUGUUCACCUCUGUAGUGUGCACUUAUAAUACAGAAUUAAAUGAUGAUGCAGUUUCAGUAACUCAAGCUAAACUGAUGAUUACCUACCCAAAGGUUUUACAUUGACAGUAAAGAUCAAAUAAUCACCAUGUGUUAUUUAUUUAGCACAUAUUUAUUCCUGUUUAAUCCAACAUGUUAAAAGUGCACCAAGUAAUUUUUCAUUUACAUUUCUCUGGCUAACACAAAAAGGAAUUUUUUAAUUGAUAUUACAUCUAUCGGCUAAACGCUAAUAGGAUAUUUUCAACCCAGCAUUGGGUCAAAAAGAGACGAGCCCAGCCUGCUGGGUUGUAAUUAAACCCAUGAUGGGUUGUUUCAAUCCAAUGUUGGGUCAAAUAUAAAUUUUUUGCAAUUUAACCUAUGCUAAAUUGUUUCAACCCAAAAUGCUGGUUUGUUUUAACCCAUUGUUCGGUCAAACAUAAAUAUUUUCUGGGUAAAUGUAACUCUUUUUGACCGAAUGCUGGGUUGAAAAUAACCCAGCAUUUUUUUUGUGAACAGGUUGGUCAUCUUAAGGAUACAUUUAUGUAUGGAUUUAUGUACUGUAUGACUGGAACCUUAUGUAAGAUUUAUCAUUUUAAACAGUACUCUUCUUGUCCAGGGCUAAAACUUUUUUCCAAGGAAAAAUUACUGCAUGUAUCAAGUAUAACAAAGACAAAAUUUAUUGAUUAGUGCUUCUAGUUUUUUAUUAGCAGUUAUUUUUGUGGCUCAAUGAAUAUUAAGUAAUACACUACAACAUUUUGGUAAAGCUGACCAACAACAGUAUUUGUAGCAUCACAUCCAUGAUUAAGUUGUCAUUUGUAUCCAGAUCUGUUUCUGCAUUUCCGCCUUUUUGUGUUUCAAAGCAAAUAGUGUUAUGCUAGGGAGGGAGUGAGAUGGUAAGGAAAUGAAACUGUCAGUCGUGUCUUAAAUUCAAAGAAGACAUUCCAGAUGAAAAAACUGAGAUGAUGGCAUCAGAUUGUUUACUUGACCAAGCAUACUGUACAUCAUGUAUGAGUAUGUGUGGGUUCACUGUAAAAAAUGUAAUGUUGGAACAACUUGAAAAAUACCUUUAUUAAUAAAGUUUUUCAACUUAAAAUUUCACUUUUUUCAUUUUUUAGUUGGUACCAGUUAAAGUCACUUUUUAAGUUGAACCAACU